Microsporum canis CBS 113480 is the source of this 1143-nucleotide messenger RNA. RefSeq lists its product as hypothetical. The transcript has a single exon. Lineage: Eukaryota; Fungi; Ascomycota; Eurotiomycetes; Onygenales; Arthrodermataceae. Bases 1 to 1143 code for a protein of 380 amino acids. The record is from RefSeq and is a predicted model, not a curated record.
AUGGCGCUGCGUCCCAUGAUGCGGCUGUCGCCUUUUCCACCCGCAGCCACUAUUUUAUCUUGGGCUUUGGCGUUCAGCCUACUCGGUGGCAUAAUAACAUCUCCAGUUGGCGCACAUAGCAUCAGGUUCCCGCUAGAAUCGAGCAUCGCGACCGUCGAAGACCCUCACCAUCAGUCUGGGUCUGGCCCAAUAGAACCCCGGUUGAUCAAUGUCGAUCCACGCCAUCAAGCGCCAGCAGACACCAUCCAACACUGGCUGGAAGAAAGGGACUCUUCGAACGAUGAUGAGGAUACAGCCACAACUACAUCUAAAAACCAGCAUUCCAAGCCUACCACAGCCUCAGGAACUUCAACGAUACCGUCUAUCUUGAUCCCAACGCAUACCGGUCCGAUAAAAACUGACAUCGUGACCGCAUCUCCCACAGUAUCCCUUGGGCCCUUGCCUACGGCCUUUGAUACCAACCGCAGUGACAACACAACCGCUAGUUGCGCGACCUUCUUCGAUAAUUUCCUAUCAAACUCCACCUUCAACGAGUGUGUCCCCGUAUCCGUCCUCCUGACCACAUCCAACUCCUUUUUUCAAAACACCAAAUCUUUCGCCCUCAUCACUCGCACGCUCGAUGCAGCGUGCGAUGUAUCGGCGGACAGAUGCACAAGUCUACUAUCAUAUUAUGCUGAUAUGAUCGGGAGAAACGAUGCCUGUGGUGAGGACCUGUCUCGGGGACAUCCAUUAGUCAUUGCUGCAAAGACGGGUUUUCAGGCAUACAAGGCGAUGCAUGAUGCAACAUGCCUGAAGAACCCGGAGACGGACAACUAUUGCUUUGCCGAAGCCAUCUCUGACCCAGACAUGACGGCGAACGUGUACAUCUAUCACCUUGGACUAGGCAACUCACUGUCUGCUGGACGGCCAAAGUGUGGGAAGUGCCUAGCUGCUACCAUGCAGGUGUUCAGGACGGCAGCCCGGGACAAGAAGCAGCCUGUUUCGGAGGUUUACGUCUCAGCUGCAAAACAGGUCAAUAUUGCCUGUGGGCCGACCUUUGUGUCAACUUCGAUCUCCUCGGGCACGCGGUUGAGCUCUCGGUCACAGCCGCUUUCUCUUAUAUCCAUAUUCAUUGGCACCCUAGCCUUCUUCUUACUCUCCUGA